UUUUUUUAAAAAAUAUCAAAUAUUUUUCAAAUAUAAAUAUCACAUAUUUAUAAUGAUUUCAUGUGGCUUAUUAACUUUGUUUGUUGGCUUUGUAUGGGAGAAUUAUAUAAUGCCAUACCAAUGACCUAGUAAUCACAAAUGAGCUUUAAAGGGUUUUCAGCAGGCCAAAGAUUAGGGUUAAUUGCUCUGUUUACUGUGUCAAUUUCAUGCAAAUUUUAAUAAAUAGUACCAGGCAUAUAUAUGAAUUCUUACACUCUCUUAUGAACCCAGUCAGUUUUUUGAGCCUUUAACUAAGUAGAAAGACCAGUAUUCAGCUGUUAAAUUUAAUGUUACUGGAUGUUCAACCUGUGAUUCUAGAGUGGGGAUCCUGUGUUAUUUCUAGUAUCCUACUCUGGCUUGUUAUUGCCUUGUAGGCUUUCAGUUCAUUAACUUUUUUCCUAAGGACAGCAUUGUUAUGUACUCCCACAAGGAAAAACAAUAAUUACCCUUAAAUUUGCAUGCUAUGGAGUGCAUAACAUUUAUACAGCAUGUUAGAAAUACCAUGGGCUUAGAUAUUUACUGUGGCAAUGUGAGCCCCUUAACAUAAGGUCAAUAACAUUAUCAAAAGAUAAACAAAAUGCACGGUAGCUUAAUUCAAGUGUUAAUUAAUACAAAAUAAUCACAGCAAACAAAUUAAUCAAAUACAGAUUAGUAAGAGAUUAGAGUUUAAAAUGUAUGUUAAAAAAAAAUUUUAGUUUUUAUUUUUGUAAUACUUAAAACAAAAAAAAACUCUGGCAGAACUAAAAGAUUUCUUUGGCUUAUAUGCAAGUUUGCGAAGCUAGGAGAGUCUAUAAAUAUAAUGUGCUGUUUCUGCUGCUCGUUGAUUCUGUUGUUUUCCAUCAGUCCUGGUUAUCCCUCACAAAAGUAGUAGUAACCUGUUAAUGGUGAGUUAAAGGUUAAACAAGGUCUAAUUUUAUUCAUGAUUAAUUUGCAUCACUUAUGCAUAAAUAUAUUUUUUCUUCACCCCGUGUGCUUUCCUAUUUCAUUCCCUUUAAUUCUCCAUUCACUCGUGUAUCCUACCAGCUCACCCUUAAUUUUCUUAUGCAUGCUUAUUGUCCCCUGUUCCUAAAAUCCUUCAUUAAAAGUCCCACUCUUCAAAUUGUAACUUUCACCUCUGCUUUCCGCCUCCAUAUUUCUCAUUUCCUUCCUAAAACACUGCCUUCUGUAAUGGGCUUCUCCCGGCCUCCCCUACAUUUCUGUGCCUUAUUGCUUAUUACUACUCUCCUGUCUCCAUUUAUGCCUUUUUAUGUCCCCCUCUCCUCAUGCUUCUGCUUCUAGUUUCCUCAGCUUUAUCUUUACUUACAGUAUGUUUCCAUCUCCUCCUAAAAUCCCUUCCCACCUUUAACUCCAUUUCCUUCUGUUAAAAAAUGACUUAUGCUAUAACAAACAUUGCAUAAAAUAUAUAAACUGCUAUAUAAUUUACUUCCAUCCUUAACAUAUUUAUAUAUACUUUACCACUCUUCAUUUACAUUGCUACUUUUACAAAUGUUUGUUUUACUUCUAUUUUCUUUUAAUCCAUUUCAUCUGUCCUAAAGCUAUCCAUUUCUUUUCUCAUUGUUUGCUUUUCGUGUGGAUUAGAAGAAUACUAAAAAUGUGAAACUGAAAUACGAUGGUAAGGUGGAUGCAGUACAAAUGUACAAGGGCAGAAUACACCAGCCCAAAUCCCAGAGUUCUGAUGAGGGUGAUUACAGUGCUGGCCAGAACUCUCACUAUUCAAGUACAGAUGUGACUGAAGAGCUACCAAUAACUUUAAAAAGAAUAAAAGAAAAAUUUCACAAAGCUAGAGAGUCAAGUAAAUUGAAGUUUUUAUCCAGGCCGGAACAAAUGCAAACUGAUGUUUCCAGCAGUAAGUCUCAGUUAAUGCCCUCUAACCUUUCAGAUAAAAGAUACAAAAGUCAGUCAGACAGCACAGUAAGUGAAAGUGGGGAACUAAAUUCUAAACGCCCAAAGAUGAUAUGUGUCAAAAAUCUGGAUGCUGAAAAGGGUAAAAAAAUCAUUAAAUUUAGCACUAACAGUAGUUUUGUAAAAAAGGCUGAAAGUAGUUCAUCCACCUCAAGUUCGACAGCCGACAUAUCAGAUAAUAGAAUUGAAAGCAGUAUUAAAAAGCAACAUGUAAAUCGGCAUUCAAUUCAAGGUAAUGGAAUAAAUAGAUCCAAACAGAACCUAGAAAAUAUUCAAAGGCUUCAUGAAAAAAGUGAUAGUCUAAUCAAUAAUGCAGAGUUAGAUACAGAAGUGGAACAAGAAGAGCAAAAAAGCAACAACCAAGGGACUGAAGAAUCAGAUAGUGAAGAGGAAGCUGAGGCUGAAACACAUGAAAGGGAGGUAGAAAUAAAAGGAGAUAAUGAAGUGGACCAAACAGAAGAUGAAGAGGAAGGGGAGGAUGUAGAAGAUUUAGAGGUAGAGGGAAAGGACAGUGAGGGAGAAGAAGAAGAGGGAGGGGAUGAGAAGGAAGAGGAGGGAGAGGAUGAAGAAGAAAAGGAGGAGGAGGGAGAGGAUGCAGAGGAGGAGGAUGAACAAGAGGAGAGAGAGGAUGAAGAGGAGGGAGAGGAUGAAGAGGAGGGAGAGGAUGAAGAGGAGGGAGAGGAUGAAGAGGAGGGAGAGGAUGAAGAGGAGGGAGAGGAUGAAGAGGAGGAGGGAGAAGAUAAGGAGGAGGGAGAAGAUGAGGAGGACGGAGAAGAGGAGGAGGGAGAGGAUGAAGAGGAGGAGGGAGAGGAUGAAGAGGAGGAGGGAGAGGAUGAAGAGGAGGAGGGAGAGGAUGAAGAGGAGGAGGGAGAGGAUGAAGAGGAGGAGGGAGAGGAUGAAGAGGAGGAGGGAGAGGAUGAAGAGGAGGAGGGAGAGGAUGAAGAGGAGGAGGGAGAGGAUGAAGAAGAAGAGGAGGGAGAGGAAGAAGAGGAGGGAGAGGAAGAAGAGGAGGAGGAGGAUGAAGAAGAGGAGGAGGGAGAGGAAGAAGAAGAGGAGGGAGAGGAAGAAGAGGAGGGAGAGGAAGAAGAGGAGGGAGAGGAAGAAGAGGAGGAGGAGGAGGGAGAGGAAGAAGAAGAGGAGGAGGGAGAGGAAGAAGAAGAGGAGGAGGGAGAGGAUGAAGACGAGGAGGGAGAGGAUGAAGAGGAGGAGGAGGGAGAGGAUGAAGAGGAGGAGGGAGAGGAGGAGGAGGGAGAGGAUGAAGAAGAAGAGGAGGGAGAGGAUGAAGAAGAGGAGGAGGGAGAGGAUGAAGAAGAGGAGGAGGGAGAAGAGGAAGAAGCUAAAGAAAAGAAGGCUAAGUAUAAAGAAGAGGUCAUUGAUAAGGGAAAAAAUAAAAAACAAGGUUCUAAAGAAAAGUUUAAACCAAAGAAAUCAUCCCAGGAAAAAGCCAAGCAGAAAAAAAAUGAUAGCAAUAUAAAGAACCAGAAGAUUAAGAAAAUUGAUAUGCCAAAUUAUAAAGAUAUUGAAAACUUUAAAAAGUUAGAGGGGCUAGAUAAUUCAGUUCAGUUCUGGGAUAGCAUUUUACCACAUUACUUGACUUUAAAGUAAGUCAUGAAAAGUCUGCAGCAAAAUUUGGUUAGGGAACUAUCAAUUCUAGAUGCUGUCUAUGCUGAGAAUUUAUGUUUUAGAAGGAAGAGGAGUCCUAUUUUGACAGCUGCUUAGAAUAUCCAAGUGUUAAAAAAAAUCAACUAUUAACCACAGCUGUAGUACAAUUGUCUAUGCAUUAAUGCAUGAUGUAUGUGCUAACAUUUGUUAAUGUAUAAUCCUACAGAAUCAUUAAGUACAAUAUCUUAAUAUGGUAGUUGUAAUGUGCUUGGGAAACAAGCUCUUCUAUGGAGGGAAGGUGGUGUGGUAGGCAGACCUAUCCGAGUGUGUAUAGCAUGUCCCUUUGCCUUAACUAAAGCUGAUCUUCUGCAGUAUUUGACUAUAAACUUUCUGUAGUGUACUUAUUUGCACCUAAAAUGUCUUACAAGAUUUGCCUUCUAGCUUUUGGUCUGCUAUGGGCAUGAGACCGCACUGCUGGAAACAUAAUACUUUAAAUUGAAAAACUUGACCUUCACCAUUUUACAGUUAGUUAAAAUUAAAUAUUCCCUCCAACAUAGCUACAGAUACAAUAACAUUUAGAAAAUGCUGGCUAACCGUUUCUAGCUAGCUAACAAUAUUUGUGCUUUGGCUAUUUCUAAAGCUUGGAAAUAACAUUUUAUUUUGAUACAAUUUGCAACAUUUGCAAUUUUUAUAUGGUCUGUUUCCAAAAAUAUCACUGACAUUUGUUUGCCAGCUGAAACAUAUUGGCAUCGUAUUAUUUGUUGUGGGAGAAUAAAGAACUUCUUGACACCUUGGGUAAAUGAGGCAUCAGUUGUCAAAAUUGUUGAAAUACUAUUGUAUUCUUAAAUCAUAACAUAACAACAUGUUUACUGCAAAUUAUCUAUAUUAACGUCAACAGCUAUUUGAACCUUCACUCCAGCCCCCAGAAACCUUUGGAUACUUUAGGCAAAGAUUGUUUACUGCUAUUUCAACAACUUUUUAUGAAUAGGGCACCCAGCUUCUAAAAUAGUUGCCAUUUUGUGUUUCAUGUGCAUUCUGUUUUCAAAGUAUUGUGUUUUUCCCAUUUAAUUCCAUGUUUUUUAAUUCAAUAAUGUGUUUUUGUAUUUGUGAUCCAGCAUGAAUACUUGUACCAUAAAGACAGUCAAUUUAUAUACCUUAUUUUUCUCACAUGAAAGCUGAAUGUACCAGGCCAGUUAAGCAUGUGCCAAAUAAAUUAAAUUUAAAUUAUUUAUAUGAAAACUAGUUGAUGUUUCAUUAAUUGCGUGUGAAAAAAUCAUUUUCAUUUCUUCACAAUAAAUAUGAUAUAUGAAUAACAAAUAUGAUACAUAACUUAAGUGGGCCAUGCACAGGUCAAUAACAUUUUCAGACGUAUUGGGCCCUGUAUUGGCCCACUAGUUGACCUGCCUCACCGAUAUCUGCUAUAAAAUAAGCCAUCUACCAGACAGGCUUAAACACACUGUCAGCAAGCGCAUUUGGGCAACUUCUCCAAAUGAGCAGAUCUCGCCAUGUAUGGCCAGCUUUACAUUUACUGACUUUUAUUUGAUAACUAUCAUAGAAUGUAUGCGCUUCCUGUAAUAAAAUUCACCAGCAAUUGAGUCUCUCUCUUGUCCGAAAAAAAUCUUCUUAAAAGUGAUUAACUUCAGGAUUUAUGAGGAACACUUCUAAAACACUAUGCGGCUUAAGAGACAGUAAAAGUUUUCUUUUUUCGGACAAGAGAGAGACUCAAUUGCUGUUGAAUUUUAUUACAGGAAGUGCAUACAUUCUAUGAUUAUAUAUAUUUUUUGGGGUGGAACCCUUUGCUGUAAUGCGCAUCCGUUUACUAUAUUUGCACCAGGUGAAACAUAUAAAAUAAAAAUUCUAACCAUUAUCAUAGAUAUUCAUGGUUAGACAUUUAUGGAGGUUAUGGAGGAAUUAAAAGCCAGCUUAAUGAUUGUGUGCAUUAAAGGGAUGCUGACAUGUUUCUGUUUUAACAGGAAUGUGGUUUUAUGCCAACAUAAACCCUAGCACUGCUAUUCUUUUGCAAUGGAUGUGCCUUCCUGCCUCCCCUCACCUCACCCCUUACUAACUCACGUCCUGCAUUGGUCAUUGACAUGACUUAUUCAGAAGCUUCCUGGUUUAAGUUGCACUGUUGGAGUGGGGCAAUGUUCUCAUAGGCUGGGGCACUGUUUACACUUGUCCUCCAGCCUUUCAGAAAGUUGUUGUAGGUAAAUCAGCGCCUACCUGUCAGAAAUCCUUCCCAUUUUGAAUUUUCAUACAUCAGCCCAGCAGUUUUUAUGCAAGUUGCUGUCAUGCAUCAUGUGCUGCUAAUGCACUGUAGAUACAUUACAAACCACUAUAUAAUACAGGUAUGGAACCUGUUAUGCAGAAUGCUCAGGACUUGGGGUUUCCUGGAUAACGGAUCAUUCCGUAAUUUGGAUCUUAAUACCUU
Molecule: messenger RNA, 5971 nt
Organism: Xenopus laevis (African clawed frog)
Lineage: Eukaryota; Metazoa; Chordata; Amphibia; Anura; Pipidae
Product: spore wall protein 2-like
Exons: 3
Coding region: 1672-3546 (624 amino acids)
Source: RefSeq, a predicted model, not a curated record